Molecule: messenger RNA, 1832 nt
Organism: Jatropha curcas
Lineage: Eukaryota; Viridiplantae; Streptophyta; Magnoliopsida; Malpighiales; Euphorbiaceae
Product: Plant invertase/pectin methylesterase inhibitor superfamily
Biological process (GO): cell wall modification
Molecular function (GO): enzyme inhibitor activity; pectinesterase activity
Source: RefSeq, a predicted model, not a curated record
CAUGAACCGCACAACACACAAACUCAUAAACCCUAGCUAGCUUUUGCAAUUUAAUUAAUUUGCUAUUGGAUAUUCGUACCAUCAUCGAUGGAGCUUCGAGUUCUGAUAGCCCUUUUCUUCGUUCCUCUUCUCUUCUCCACAACCGUUUUAGGGUAUGAUCACUUAGAGGUCCAAUCUUGGUGCAAGAAAACACCCAAUCCAGGACCUUGUGAAUAUUUUUUAAGCCAUGAGCCACAAAACAUUCCCAUCAAACAAGAAUCUGAUUUUCUCAAAAUUUCGAAGCAACUAGCCUUAGAGCGUGCCCUGCAUGCACAAGCCCAUACGUACUCAUUAGGCAAAAAGUGCAGAAAUGAGCGAGAAAAGGCUGCAUGGGCAGAUUGCCUCGAGCUUUAUGAAUACACAGUUCUUUGGCUCAACCAAACCACUACUAGCAAAUGCUCAAAAUAUGAUGCACAAACAUGGCUAAGCACAGCUCUAACCAAUUUAGAAACGUGUAAAACCGGGUUCGAGGAGCUUGGAGUGUCUGAUUAUAUUUUGCCCUUAAUGUCGAAUAACGUGUCGAAGUUAAUUUGCAAUACUUUGGCUCUUAACAAAGUACCAUACACUGAACCAAGUUACAAAGAGGGUUUCCCUACAUGGCUGAAACCUGGUGACCGGAAACUUUUGCAGUCAACUUCACCUGCUUCGCAAGCUAAUAUUGUGGUGGCACAAGACGGGUCAGGAAAUUACAAGACAAUUAAUGAAGCAGUUGCUGCAGCCUCAAAAAGGUCAGGAACUGGAAGGUAUAUAAUAUAUGUGAAAUCAGGGACAUAUAAAGAAAAUGUUCAAAUAGGCAAAAGUUUGAAGAACAUCAUGUUUGUUGGAGAUGGUAUUGGAAAAACUAUUGUUACAGGAAGCAAAAGUGUUGGAGGAGGUGCCACUACCUUUAAUUCAGCUACCUUUGCGGUUGUUGGUGACGGAUUUAUUGCUCGCGACAUGACAUUUAGAAACACUGCUGGCCCGCAAAACCAUCAAGCAGUAGCACUCCGAUCCGGGGCUGAUCUUUCUGUGUUCUACAAAUGCAGUUUCGAAGGGUAUCAAGACACUCUCUAUGUUCAUUCCCAAAGACAGUUCUAUAGAGAAUGUGACAUUUACGGAACUGUAGAUUUCAUCUUCGGUAACGCUGCGGUUGUUCUCCAAAACUGCAAUAUUUACCCGCGCAAUCCCCCUAAUAAGACCAACACUCUUACUGCUCAAGGCAGGACUGACCCUAACCAGAACACUGGAAUUUCAAUUCAUAACUCUAGAGUUACAGCCGCUUCCGAUUUAACACCCGUUCAAGGCUCGGUCCGGACAUAUCUUGGAAGACCAUGGAAACAGUAUUCCAGAACUGUUUUUAUGAAAACAUAUCUUGAUAGUUUAAUUAAUCCAGCAGGUUGGAUGGAAUGGAGCGGUAAUUUUGCUCUUGAUACUCUAUACUAUGGCGAGUAUAUGAACACUGGUCCUGGCUCAUCUACUGCUAAUAGAGUUAACUGGAAAGGCUAUCACGUCAUUACCAGUCCAACCGAAGCUUCACAGUUUACUGUUGGAAAUUUCAUUUCAGGAAAUUCUUGGUUGCCGGGGACUAAUGUUCCAUUUACUUCUGGCCUUUGAUUCGUUUCAUUUUUAAUUGUAUGUAUGUAUAUUUCGUCAUUUGAUUCAGUUCCUUUAUGGCACUAAAAUAAGGAAAAUUCCAUCGCCGAGGAAGGAAGAAAUAAUUAAUUAAGGUGUAUAACAUUGUUUAAUGUUUGUGGAACUGUAAGUUGAGGAAAAAAAAAAACCAUUAAUAUACUGAGUUUUUAUAUUAUUCUUAA